AUGAUGGACGUCCCAAGUGUUCAGCCAAUCGCGCCGGAUGUUGGAAAGAUAGCUGGGCCCUUGCUGAUAGGGUAUAUGCUGACCUGGGGUCUCUACGGAGUUCUCUUCGUACAGAUGUACCUAUAUCACCUCGCAGGUUCCAAGGAUUCAGCCCUAUUCCAGCUACUCGUGUGCUCGCUCUAUGCAUUCCAGUCGGCACAAACCUUCCUACUCAGCCAUUCAGCAUUUGCGACAUUCGCGUCGGGAUUCGGCCGGGUGGACCUUAUUGAUGAUAUCCAAUAUACCUGGCUCGCUAUCCCAGUAAUGACUUCCGCAAUGGCAUUCGUGGUUCAAAAUUACUUCGCCCACCAAAUUUACAAGUUGUCAAAGUCCAAGACUAUGCCAUUCCUUAUCUCGUUGCUUUCUACGACACAGCUGGCAGGAGGGAUCGCUUCGGGGGUCAUUCAACAUGAUGUCCUUAUAUUCUCGAAAUUUUCAGAAAGAAACGUAUUGAUUGGCACAGGGAUCUGGAAUUGUCCUGCCGUUCUUUGCAAUAUCAUUCUCUCCGUCUGUAUGGCGCAGCAGCUUCUGAGAAACCGUUCGUGGAAAUUAGCUCCUGCUCAAACCCCACUUUCCAUCCGGCUUCUCGUCCAGUCUGGUGCCGUCGUCGCCGUCCUCGCCAUUCUUAACCUGAUUCUGUCCUUCCUCCCUGGCGAACCUCCGCCAACGUACUGGCAAGCAACAUCCUGCAUUCUCGCUGGCGGGUACACCAACACCUUUCUCGCCGGUCUCAACGCCCGUAUUCGGAUCUGGCACCCCGACUUUACGGAAGAGAGUUACUACCUCGACAGCGCAUCUAAUUACCAGCACACGGAACCGCGGCCGACGAUACGGUCAGCGCUGGUGUUUGCGCUGGACUCUCGCGGUGCGCUGGAGCAAGAUAUGACGAGGUUCGAAGAGGAAGAUGAGCACUUGCGGCGUUAG
Molecule: messenger RNA, 963 nt
Organism: Cyclocybe aegerita
Lineage: Eukaryota; Fungi; Basidiomycota; Agaricomycetes; Agaricales; Hemipholiotaceae
Source: the annotation of a GenBank genome assembly